AUGGUCCGAAUUGGAGCCAAUCCAGAAUUUCAGUUUCAUGAUAGAUGCAAGGAACUUAUGUUGAAUCACUUAAUGUUUGCUGAUGAUGUUAUCCUAUUUUGCGACGGAGACUUCAAAAGCAUUCAUUAUUUGCUUCAAGGGUUGAAACUCUUUUCUUGUACAUCUGGGUUACAACCGAAUCCUACUAAGUCUGCCAUUUACUGUUGUGGAAUGGAAGAAACUGAAGUGCAAAGAGUCAUGGACAGAUCUGGUUUUUCCAAAAAAAGAGGGAAAGAGUGCAUGGUGUUAGUUGAAAAAAUGACAGCAAGAAUAAGAACAUGGAGCACAAGAAACUUGUCCUUAGCAGGUAGAGCAGUGCUUGUGAACUCUGUUUUGAUGUCUAUUCAUGCUUAUUGGAGUCAAAUUAUGAUUUUACCUAAGAAGAUCAUCAAAGACAUUGAAACGAUAUGUCCAGCUUAUCUUUGGAAGGGACACCACACGGCAAUAGGGCCUGGACCAAUAGCAUGGGAAAAUGUUUGUCAAUCGAAGGCUGCAGGAGGCAUUGGUUUCAAAAGAAUAGCUGAGUGGAAUAGGGCUGCCUUGACGAAAUACGUUUGGGCGAUUGCAAACAAGGAAGAUAACUUGUGGAUCAAAUGGAUACAUUGUGUCAAAGGUUGGCUGAAUUGGAAAAUAGAGUCAAUUGAUUUGGAUGCCAUGUUGAGAUGGAUUGAGAGAUCAAAGGCUGGCAAAUUUAGGCAAAGUUUCUGGCUUGCUGUCAUGGCUGCAAUGGUAUACCAGAUAUGGAGAGCCAGGAAUUUGGCUCUUUGGGAAUCAGAGGUGCCGAUUGCUUCUGAGAGAUUGUACAGGUAUAGGAAAAAAGGAAAAAAAGGGGGAAAGAGAAGGGGAUUCAUGUAA
Cannabis sativa is the source of this 894-nucleotide messenger RNA. RefSeq lists its product as uncharacterized. The record is from RefSeq and is a predicted model, not a curated record. Bases 1 to 894 code for a protein of 297 amino acids. The transcript is spliced from 4 exons. Lineage: Eukaryota; Viridiplantae; Streptophyta; Magnoliopsida; Rosales; Cannabaceae.